AUGUCUGAUUCAAAGCCCGAUAACGUCGAGAAGACCAGCAAUGGAGAGGAACAAGCUGCUGCAGGCGAGAAGCAUCAGAUCGAGCACGAGUCGUCUGAUGCGAAGCGCACAAAGACAGAUGGACAAAUGACUCUUGAUGAAAUGGGAAUUAAGUCUAAUGAGAAGACUGACAAGACUAAUGGGUCUGCCGAGAAGAACAGUGAUGACGAGAAGGACGGCAAGACCAAUGGAUCUGCCGAGAAGACCCGUGAUGACGAGAAGAACGACAAAGAAAAGAAUGGUGACGCCGAGAAAGACGAGGACACCGCCGAGUCCAGCAAGAAGCAGGAUUCCAAUGGUGAAGACGCUGUGCAGCCUCACGAGGAACCCGAUGUUCCCUCCAGCGUGUUGGAGAAAGGCAUCAUCUACUUCUUCAUCCGUGGUCGCGUGAACCUUGAAGACCCCGAGAGCGUCGACGAUAUUGCCCGCUCCUUCAUCAUGCUCCGUCCCAUUGCAAAGGACGCUCGUCUCGGCGACGGCACCAUCGCCGAUGCAGGAAACACCCGACUUCUCGCCCUCCCCAAAAAGACCCUCCCAGAAAGCGGCAAAGAACGCUACAUGGUAUUUGUCGAAAAGUCCGGUGCUUCUUAUGACGAGAUCAAGAAGGAGUUCUUGUCUGCAGACGAGUAUGAUACCAAGACAGCUGGUACUCGCCGGACACCACCUGCUAAGCCUGUUGGUGAGGGUGUGUAUGCUAUCACAUCUACUGGUCGGGAGAGCCAUUUGGCAUACCUGACUACUCUGCCUGAGAAGCUUGGCGAGGUUCAGAAGGAGCUUGGCUUGAAGGAGAAGGGCAGUUUUAUCCUCAGCACCAAGAACCCGCAGUUCCCAGGACCGCAGAAUGCACAAUUACCUGAGACGCCCGACUUUCCCAAGGAAAUCAUCGACGAGUUCCGAUCUCUGCGCUGGCUACCCUCCAAACCAGCCCACUUUGACUACGUCAACACACAAAUCCUCCUCAUUGGUGAUUCAUCAGGAAUUGAAAAUGCCGUUGAGCCGCAGAAGAAGGACCAAAAGAGUGGAAAGGAAGACCCCGAGACGGUCCUUGAGCAUCUUGAGGACGACGAUGUGAAGCGCAUGAAGCACCUCGCUGAAGAUCAGUCGGCUGCUAUCUAUGCUGACCUGCACGCCCAGGCGAAGGAUUAUCCUAAGCUGCAGACAACAUUUUAA
Molecule: messenger RNA, 1209 nt
Organism: Fusarium sp. VM40
Lineage: Eukaryota; Fungi; Ascomycota; Sordariomycetes; Hypocreales; Nectriaceae
Source: the annotation of a GenBank genome assembly